GACAAACCAGGCGACGGUUACGGAAACGCACUCGCAGCCGCCUGGCAGGACUCCGCGGAGCGGAGCAACGCGGGCCAAGCAGCGCCGUUUCCCCCGAGGUUGUCCCACUCUCCGUGAGGUUUACCGCAAGGGGUAGGUCUAAUGUGGUGCCGCUGCUUUGAGGGUUCCACCUUGUUGCUAUGGCAUCGUCCCUCUUUCCACUCCACGUCAUUGUGUUUGUCUUGACCCUGCCAUCCGCGCACCCCCUCCUGCAGCUCUCCUCGCCCCUCCCUGCGCCCACCUGUGAGCCCGGCCACUCCUGGGCAGUGCAACUGAGGUGGGGCCUAGAGCAGGAGGGCGGCUCCCUGGACGAGCUGGCCAACCAGGUGGCGCGGGAGGCGGGAAUGGAGAGUCAUGGGCAGAUAGGGCAUCUGAAUGGCCACUACCUUCUCUGCCGGGUACAGGACGAGGAGGGGGACCCACGGGUGCCUGGUGAGGUCUUGGGCGCCCACCCCAACGUUCUCUGGCACUCACAAGAGGGCAUCCUUCGCAGGGCAAAGCGAGCCAUGACCUUCAAUGAUCCCCAAUACCCGAGCCAGUGGCAUUUGCACAACGAUGUGAAGCAUGGGAUGGACAUCAACGUGACGGGCGUGUGGGAGCGCGACAUCACGGGAGCGGGCGUCACCGUGGUUGUCGUGGACGACGGCGUGCAGCACACGCUGGAGGACAUUCAGCCCAACUACUGUCCAGAGGGCAGUUACGACCUGAACUCCAACGACCCGGAUCCCAUGCCGCACCCCGACACACGGAACGACAACCACCACGGCACGCGGUGCGCCGGCGAGAUUGCCGCCGCACCCAACAACAGCUUCUGCGCCGUGGGCGUGGCUUAUGGCAGCAGAGUGGCAGGCAUCCGAGUCCUGGACGGACCGCUCACGGAUAGCAUGGAGGCGGUGGCGUUCAAUAAACAUUACCAGAUCAACGAUGUUUACAGCUGCAGCUGGGGUCCAGACGACGAUGGUCGAACAGUUGAUGGACCGCAUCCGCUCGGCAAGGCGGCUCUGCAACACGGAGUCAUAGCAGGCAGAAAGGGCUUUGGGAGCAUCUUUGUCGUAGCUAGCGGCAACGGGGGACAGUACAACGACAACUGCAACUACGACGGCUACGCUAACUCCAUCUACACGGUGACAGUCGGGGCGGUGGAUGAGAACGGGAGGAAGCCGUUCUAUGCAGAGGAGUGCGCCUCCAUGCUGGCCGUCACCUUCAGCAGCGGGGGGCGCCAUUUACGCAGCAUCGUGACGUCAGACUGGUCACUGCAGCACGCCUCGGGCUGUACAGAGGGGCACACGGGCACCUCUGCGGCGGCGCCCCUGGCUGCAGGCAUGGUGGCGCUGAUGCUGCAGGCACGGCCCUGUCUGAGCUGGCGCGACAUCCAGCACAUCAUCACCUACACGGCCACACGGUAUGACACUGAGGCAGACUGGGAGAUGAAUGGCGCGGGCUUCCAUCAUAGCCACAAACAUGGCUUUGGCCUUCUCAACGCCUGGAGAUUGGUGAAUGCUGCCAAGGUUUGGGAGUCUGUGCCCUUCUUGGUGUCCUAUCAGAGUCCCAUUCUAAAAGAACUGGAGACCAUCCCAGCAUAUCCAAACAAACUCACCCUCACCUGGAAUGUCACAGCUGCGGCCCUCAGGCAAUCGGGUAUGCAGACCCUAGAACAUGUGUCCGUUACCGUGACGAUAACCCACCCUCGACGUGGCAACCUGGAGAUUGUGUUGCUUUGCCCAAGUGGAAUGACCUCACUGAUCGGGGCCAGGAGAAUCCUGGACACAGAUGGCAGCGGCCUCGUCGACUGGACCUUCUCCACCGUACGAUGCUGGGGAGAGCAUGCUGAGGGCCAGUACAGCCUCCACGUCACUGACCACAGAGACGGGGCCCUGUCCCUGGGCACUCUUCAAAGCUGGAAGCUCACUCUGUAUGGAUCUGCACUGUCCUUUCAGGAGGUGCUGGACAGACAGGCGCUCGUGGAGGAGGCCAUGAAUGGGCAGUACCUGCACAGUAACUUCUCCCUGCCCUGUCCUCCAGGAUUAGCCAUUCCUGAUGAAAUAAUGAGUCCCUUGACCCCCAACAGCCUGAAGUUGCUGCUGAUACUGGGCUGCUCCGCCCUGUUCUGGUCCCUGUACUACACCCUGGAGCUGGUGCUGGCUCACAUGAACUGGCGGAGACUAUGGCGCUCGGUGCGGCGGGCCGGGCGGAGCAGGAUUUGGUCCAGGCCCCCUAGCCACGUGGACAGCCAGACAUUGGAUAUGGAGCCCAUGGUAGUCCUGGAGGCCAAAAUGCCCCUCAUCGGUAAAGGCGAGGGCACGUAGCACUCAGGAAGUCGAACUCUAACCUGUGCACCUUACUCAGGCUCGAGCUAGUCCUGCCCCACUGUCCGGCUAGCGUUGGCUUUCCCUCUGAGAUGCAGGGCAGGUCCUGCGCAGCCAUUAUCUCACUAGGGAUUGGUGGACCCUCGGGUGUCUGCGUUCCUGCACUGGCUCCUCCAAGCUGGAGUGGUUUGUGCGUGUGUAUGUGUGUUACACACAAGGACCAAGCUAAACAAGGUGUCUCUAAGAAAGCAAUCAGAGGACCGUUAGUUGGUUUCAGGACCAAGUGCCUGCUUCUGAAAUCAACAAGUGGCAUUAUUGGUGUGGAGGGUUCUUUUUCCCUUGUGUGUGUGCGUGUGAAUCAAGGUGGGGGAGAUCUAUGUGUGCGUUCAUAUAUAUGUUCUAUUAGGAAGAGUGCUAUAUUUUCAUUAAAUUAAAUACUUUUUUGCAGGUUCUGUUCUGAAUGUGACUCUUUGCUGGUUCAGCUUCUUGUGUUACCAAUGCAUCCAGCACUUUGUUGAAAAUUCCCUUGCCCAAUAGUUUUUGCCCAAAGUUUUAAAUUAAAAGCACGGAAUGAUUGUCAGAUGAAAAUGUAUGUAACAUUUGUAAUGUAUAUAUGUAAACCACCCAUUUUACAGGCAUGGGCUCUAUGAAAAUGGAUGUGUUUGUGCAUCUUUUUACUGAGAUAAAGUGGGGAAACUCCAAAUAUUGAAAUGUGAUGAACAGCUGGUCUGAAUGAAGGAGUUGUCAGCCGUCUGCAGGUAUACCUCUGAACAAUAAAAGGUAAAGAGAAAGAAACUGUGGGUGCGUGCAUG
Molecule: messenger RNA, 3157 nt
Organism: Electrophorus electricus (electric eel)
Lineage: Eukaryota; Metazoa; Chordata; Actinopteri; Gymnotiformes; Gymnotidae
Gene: pcsk7
Product: proprotein convertase subtilisin/kexin type 7
Biological process (GO): protein processing
Cellular component (GO): Golgi membrane; trans-Golgi network
Molecular function (GO): serine-type endopeptidase activity
Source: RefSeq, a predicted model, not a curated record